Dreissena polymorpha is the source of this 3420-nucleotide messenger RNA. RefSeq lists its product as uncharacterized. The transcript has 6 exons. Bases 917 to 2590 code for a protein of 557 amino acids. The record is from RefSeq and is a predicted model, not a curated record. NCBI's taxonomy places the organism in Eukaryota, Metazoa, Mollusca, Bivalvia, Myida, Dreissenidae. Gene Ontology annotation, molecular function: protein binding.
UUUUAUUGGUUUUCAAAUCAAGUGUGUAGGUUUAUACAGCAUUGCUUAUUUGUGUAAAAUAGGCUCUGUAUUUAAAAAAAACGGCUCAGGGUUUUAAAGAAGUAGAUCAUGUUGCUUGUGUAUUCAUGAUAAAAAAUUGAUAUGAGUCAUGAGUCAUUAAUUUAAAACACAAAUAUGCUGCAUCUAUUUUUUAAACGAAUAACAUCUGUUGUGCAUAAAACGGUGUGCUUGCAAUAAACGUUCGACACGUCACUGAAUAUUGAUGAAAUUACAGAGAAAUAUCACGAUCAGCUGUGACCGCCUCGACGGGUAGACAGUAUUUAGCCAUGAUUUGCAUCUCAAAAGACACAUUUGGGUGAGUGUCAAUCCGUGUUUGCUGAUAUCAAAAACGGCACAGGAUCAAAAGUAAAUUAUUUUAAAUGUAUUGAGAUGAAUAGAAGUUUAAAAGCAGUUUUGAAGGUAGCUACUUUAACUAGCUUGUAAACAACAAGAAGGAAGUCGCGAGGUGUUGCUUGAAGCUGGAUCUUAAGCCGGAAGAUACUUUAACUAGCUUGUACACAACAAGAAGGAAGUCGUGAGGUGUUGCUUGAAGCUGGAUCUUAAGCCGGAAGAUAUCAACUCAAUAUACACAAUUUAUCAAUAUUACGCAGUCAAAUCAGUUGCAAAUGAGGAGGUGAUUCUUUCGAACAACAGGAAAGUUGUGACUUUCAUUUUCUGGACAUAUACCAAACUAAACCUACUUCACUCACUAACAAUUUAACUUUGAAGAAUUUGCCGAAAACCAGCAAAGAAGAAAAGACAACUUAUUAUGCGAUUUACACUUACAUUGAGCGUCAGCAUAUGAUUUCUGAACGAUUAUUUACAUACAGUGGAUACUGGUGAUUAGACAAAAACAACUUAGAAAGUUGACAAGGAUAUGGCUAGCAGCCAAAACCAGGAUCCGGCACGUCAAGGUCUGCACUCUGCCCACCGUGCCAUUAUAGAAGGCAUGUUCCCGGAGAAACCUUUCACUGAAGGAGGUAAAAGCGGUGUGCACAAGCCCAAGAGACUAGUAAAGACGAUGGAUUUCGACGUAGAGAAAAACGACUACAGCGUGCCCGAGUUCUACGAGCGCUUUGGCAAGGAGCUGCCUCAAGUGAUCAUGAUCAGUCAAGGAUUCUUUGGAGACAUCGUAGAAGAUACGUUCGAUAGAGAAAGUAUUAUUCGCAUCCAGACGGUAUCCAAGCAACGUCGCGUGGUCGCCAGGGCCGACAUGGGAGAUCACUCUAAACUGAUCAGCAUCCCGCUUACAUACCCUGAGAAAGUCUGUGUCGUCAAAAAACACAAAUUGGGCAAAGAGAAAACCAUAAAGGAGGUCAUCGAACAUCAGAGCCUCCCUUGUCACGUGCAGUUCCCCAAGGACAGAACCAUCAGCGUGGGCGGUCAGAACAUCAGCACCAACCACAUCCCGAAAUUGCUGCUUCAGAAAGCUUUUGAUGAAAUGUACUUGCUUGGAAACCUUAUUACCGACGGCGUCAUGGAACCAGACGUGGUGAACGUGCCCCUGUACCUGUCUCAACUUCGCAUGGCGCGCGUGCUUGGCCUAAAGAACUCGCCUCCCCAGAAAUGGCGGGGUUACCUUGAGGAAUUGGAGCGCUUCAGUGCCUAUAUGAAAUACGACAAAGAGUACGGAAAUCAAGGAAUUGCCCAAUACGACCAAUCAGCGGUUCAUUCUGAGGCCGUCUUCUCCUUUGUUGAACCGCAGACAUACUCUAACAUAAUUUCGGUGUGCAAACAUCAUCGUGGAAACGCCGUAGAUAACCCAAACUACCUGCCGACCGACGUGAAACAGCAUGAAGACAUCACUUAUGAAGAAAUCGGAAUGCCGCGCGAGUCCGAAAUGCACAAGCCAGAUAACCACAGGCCAUCAUUGGCGACGUUUGGCGUCGGUCAAACACCAGCUCAGGCUUCGACUUCCCACAAUUCACAGAAUGUAAAGUCAACAUCUGGAAGCCUGAAAUCAACAGGACCAGAAAAACGUUCUGUCCAAGAAUCGAAUCACAGUCCGCUUAUCGACAGAAGCACAAAGGUUUCCCCACCUGUCGCGAUCAAGCCCCCAAGACCACCUCCUCAGAUUCCAGAGAUGCCAGGAAGUCCGAAGCUUCCCGCGCGCCAACCAAGGCCUCCUUCACAGAUGCCGAGUCCUACCGUCAAACAUGAGGCCAUCUACACGAAUAACCUCCCCCGCACGUCCAUUCGCCCCUUCCAACCGGAACCCAAAGAAGCUAUUGCACUUGAGCAGGAACGCUCUUCAAAAUCCGAUCAGCAAAGCAACACUUUGGAAUCGCCAAAAAAGCAAGACGAGGUUUGUAAACCGCUACCAACGGUCAACGACAGCCUUGAUGUAGUCAAACUAUCCAUAGACGAUGUAUGUGGUUACCUUAAAGUGCUUCAUCUUGAUAAAUAUGAGCCCAAGUUCCGGAAAGAACUGAUUGACGGCACGCUGUUGAUCGCCUUGUCCAAAGAAGAUUUUGAAAAAGAGUUCGGUAUGAAUGGGCUGGAAGCUGUGAGAAUAUUUAAGUUCUCCAAAGAAGGUCAUUUGCCAAGGUAAACAACAGCGGCUGUAAAUCGUAUAUGACUUUUGGGAAAACCUAAAUCUACAUAUAUGCACUAGGGCUUCCAAUAUUUUGAACGUAAAAUAAUUCACUUUUAACGUUUUUAAUACAUGUUUUAUAGUAUUUAACCAUAAGUGGUGCAACUUCUUUCGACCAUCAUAGACGAAAAAUGCAUGUUAUGUUACGCACUCUUUGAAAUUUAAAAUAAUACGAAUGUGUUGAUGAGUAUUUGUAAUUUGUAUAAUCAUAUUUCACUCAUUUAUUUUAUACGAAAUGUUCGUUCGAUAUAUGCGUAUAAACUAGUGAGAUAUUGGAUAUUGUUUAACCUUAUCUUUAUUUAAUGGCACAUAAUCUUAUCAACUUAACAAUAAAGUUACACACUUGUUUUUAUUUUUCUCCUAAGUUGUUAAGUAUAUGCAGAAUUAGUGUGGUAACCCACUCGGUAAACCUUAUUCCAGUAAUGCUAUUGUUGCAGAAAGUCAUAAAUAACAAAUAUAUACACUAUGGUAGAUGAAUGAACAUUGUCAAUAAUAUUACGUGUAGCAUACGUGUAUAUUUAAGUUAAGUGAACAUUUUAACUGCUAGUUGUUUAAGAAACAAAUGUUCAAAGUAACAAAUGGAUGUAAAUCAUCAUCAUCAUCACCAUCAUCACCACCAUCAUCAUCAUCAACAUCAUCACCACCACCAUCAUUAUCAUCAUCAUCAUGAUCAUCAAUUUCUUGACCGGUUUAGCCAUUGUGGGAUAUAUUGUACCUGUAUGACAUAUUAAGUCGUGUGAAGGAUUUAUAUCUUCUCAAUUAUAAACAAUAAAAUCUGUAUAAAACAA